Trichoderma gamsii is the source of this 351-nucleotide messenger RNA. RefSeq lists its product as hypothetical. The coding region runs from base 1 to 351 and encodes 116 amino acids. NCBI's taxonomy places the organism in Eukaryota, Fungi, Ascomycota, Sordariomycetes, Hypocreales, Hypocreaceae. The record is from RefSeq and is a predicted model, not a curated record. The transcript is spliced from 2 exons.
AUGAAAGUUGCUGUCAUUUUCGGUGCCAUCGCCGCCCUUGCUGGGCCCGCCGCCGCGUUUUACGGCCAGAUGGCUGCCAGUGCGAUGACAGUUAGCGGAGAGGGUCCCGCCUAUCAACUGAUCACUUUGACCGACUACAAUACUGGAUCAAUUUACUCUGGCGAUCUCAACUACGGCUUUUCGAGCACGCAGGAGUCUGUAUAUUUCGGGGAAGAUACUCCGGGUGGUUACGACUUUUACGCUCUUAUAUGGAGGACCAACGAUGGAUGCCACAACAUUGACUUUCAGGGAGCUUUGAGUUCAGGGCACGGAUAUUGCUGCGGCUCACUGCCAUGCGAUUUUACCGCUUAG